UGUGUGUUGCCGCAGACAGUCUGCGUGCGCUAGCUGAGGCCAGAGGGCGGAAGCCAUUGAGCCUCGGCCGCGUCGUGCGCGGUGCGCGAGAAGGGCUGCCUCUCCAACGCCAUCGACGCGACAGGCUCUGGCAGAGCAACAAAGUCCAAGGGGCAGCCAGAGGAUGGCGGAUGACGCCGUCGCGGCGACGCACAAGACCUUCGCCUACCUCCAUGGGCUGCCCGUGCCCCUGGACGAGGUCUGGUCGUGGGUGGGGGACCGGCCUGUGGACGUGACCGUGAUCCGGGACGAGAAGGACUGCGCGGCGCAGGCCGCCAAGCGCGAGGCCCAGCUCGAGUUAGAGAAAAGACUGGAAGAGGUCGGCGCGCUCUUCGGCGUCGACGACCGCCACGCGCACCGGGGCCGCGGCGGCCCGCCGCCGCCGGAGCGGCCGUGGUUCGCACGGAGCGGACCAAGCGCCGCCGCCGCGAGCGAGCUCGAGUACGCGCGGGUCGCGCGGCUCCCGAGGGACCUCGCGGUCGACGCGCGGCGCGCGAGGGAGGAGGCGGCGCGGCCGACGCGCGAGGACCUGCGUAUGCUGAGGCUGGAGCGCUCGCGGCGCGCAAAGACGUUGCAGAAACUCUUCGACACGCUCGCGAUACCCGUGCGCCAGCGGCCAAUUGCUGACGUUUACCACCCAGCUACAUUACGCCCGUUCAGCCCCGGCGGCGGGCCCAUCGAGUGGACCCGGCGGCCCUCCGUCGCCUGGACCUGGGCGCCUCCGAAGGUCGAGGUCGAGGCGCCGCCGCUGACGCCCGCGGAGCGGGAGGAGCGCGCGGCGCGCGCGGCGGCGCAGCGCGCGGCGUUGGCGCGCAUGACCUCGCCGAUGGAGAAGCGGCCGCCGCGGAAGCCCAAGCCGCCGGAGCCGUACCCCGACGACUUCGGGCCGCCGCCGGAGGCGCAGGCGCCGGCGCCGGCGCCCGAGCCUGUGGCGCCCGAGGAACUCCCUGCGGCCGUCGAAGCGCCGCUUGUACCGGAGCCGCCCGCUACCGAAGAGCCCGCGGCGCCGGCCACCGCGCAAGAGCCAGCGCGGCCGCCGUCGCCGUCGCCGUCGGAGCCGCUGGCCAGCGGGGAGGAGCCGUCGUACGCCUGCGAGUCGUACGGCGACGACUUUGCCCGGGCGCCGGCGCCGUCGCAGGACUCGUACGCCGCCGACUUCCUGGCGCCCGAGCCGGAGCCCGCCCCAGCGCCGCCGGCCGAGCCGGAGCCCGAACCGCACGAGGCCGCGCCGGAGCCGGCGCCUCAACCGGAGGAGCACGGGCUGCAGCCCCGGCCGUCCCAGAUCUCCUACGAGACGUACUCCGAAGACUUCGCGGCCUCGGCGCCGGCCUCGGCGCCGGCCUCCGCGGCUCCGACGCCCCGGGGCUUCUUCAGCGCGGAAUCCUCGGCCUCGGGGCGCCGGAGCUCGGCGGAGCAGUCGCUGCGGGAGCCCGUGCCCGAUCCUGAUCCGGAGCCGGCGCCGGAGCCCGAGCCGGAGCCCGAGCCCGAGCCGGGGCCGGUGUCCUGGGAGGCCUGGACCCCAGCACCCGCGCCGGACCCGAUGCCCGCGUUCUACUGGCUCAUGCGGCGCGAGUACGAGGGCGACCACGCGGCGCCGGCCAGCACGAACUCGCCGGGCCGCGGCCUCGUCGCCGCCGUCGCGCGCCGCGCCUUCCAUCCCGAGGAACUGCCGGAGAUGGCGCUCGACCCCGGCGAGCGCCUGCUCAUCCUCCGCGACGAGUACGACCCGUCCCCGGGCUGGAUCUUCGCCGCGAAGGGCACCUCGAACGCGGGCUACGUGCCGAGGAACUACCUGGAUAUCGACGACUCGGACGGUCCUGCGGAGUAA
Messenger RNA from Pelagomonas calceolata, 1867 nucleotides. NCBI's taxonomy places the organism in Eukaryota, Pelagophyceae, Pelagomonadales, Pelagomonadaceae. The record is from the annotation of a GenBank genome assembly.